AGGAGCAGCAGAAGAGCAGCAGCAGAGUUCUGUGUCGAUAUUCCAGCUCAGUAGAGGGAGCUCCUCGUAAGACGAGCAUGUUACGAGGCAUAUCCUUUCACAUGUUCAGCAAGCAAGUUCGAGUGUUGUUCAUGAGUGAUGUCUUUCGAUCGUUCAAGCUGAGUAGAUGGAGCUCCUCGUAGAACGAGCAUGUUACGAGGCAAAUCCUUUCACGUGUUCUGCAAGCAAGUUCUAGUGUUGUUCAUGAGUGAUGUCUUUCGAUCGUUCAAGCUGAGUAGAUGGAGCUCCUCGUAGAACGAGCAUGUUACGAGGCAAAUCCUUUCACGUGUUCAGCAAGCAAGUUCUAGUGUUGUUCAUGAGUGAUAUCUUUCGAUCCUUCCAACCAAGAGACCAUUAUUUUCUCCGUGGGCGAAUCGAUGCAAUCGCUUGUCUUGCAUCCGAGACAUGCAUUUGUCGGAUGAUAAUACUCUCUUGCUUGGAUCUACACAAUUUCUUCAAAAUUAUCGGUUUCGGUUGGAACUGAUAACGGGAGGUGUUUCUACACAAUUGAUUCCACGAACAAUUGACUUCGUAUUCUUUGCACUAUCUUCCGUAUCCAAGGCUCUGGAGAUCAAACAAUCUGCAAUUGUAUCAGUUUGCAGCUUGCAGGGAGGCUCUUUUUUCCUCAACAUCCAACCGAUUCUCGAGCUCUGAGUUGGUGCAAUCAUGGCAAGCUCAUCGGGAACUAAAUUCGGAGAAGUCCAACUACAUCAAACCUACAUAUGCACAGGCUGUCAUAUGGGGUGGCACUAUGCAUGUAUGUCUUUAUUUGAUGACGAUGCCAUCGAUCCUAUGGGAGGAUUGUGGCAUAAACAUUGUGCGGGCCGAUGCAGAUGUAUGGGUGCAGCAUGUAAUCGAUGUGAGCAGUUAAGAAAGUUUACAUCUUGUAGAGUAGAUCUUCAACUUGUGUCGAGAGAGACCCUUCCAAAAUUCUGGAAAUGUCUAUCAUGCCAUUCGGAAGCACUAGAGAUAGAUAAUUUUCGAGUUCGUUCCUGUCAACAAGCUAACCUUGAUUUAAACAUGGAGGUGGAACCCGAAGAUUGUCAGCUCCGAUCUUCGCCGUCUGAAGGAAGGAUGGAUCUUGAAAAACUUACCCCUACUCCUUUUGAAGGAGGGACGGAUCCUCAAAAACUUACCCCUACUACGAAAGUCCUCUCAGGUUUAGUAGACCAAGUUUCAGAGCUCAAAGUUCAAUCUCCAGUUCCUAAGGAGAAACAGUGCACCAUUCCAGAUUCCACAAGGACAAGAAAUGAUUUGCAGGACCAAGUAAAAGGCUCUUUGAGUUUGUUGGGAGAACAGAUUUCAAGCUCCAUGGAAGAUGAUUAUCCGAUAUCAAAGCUCAUUAGGAAAGGGAAAAAUUUGGCAACUCAGGAAGCCGAAGAAUCUCUGGUACCCGUGAAGCAGAUGGAAAUUGAAGGGGAAGAAGCCAAAAAAGAAAAAAAAAAGAAGCGAAAAAAAAGAUUUGGGAAGAACUGGACCUCGAUGAUAUACACCAAGUGGGGCAAACGUGGAGAAAGGAGUAGGAGAAGAUAUAAAAGUCUUCAAGAUGUACAGGAGCCUUUCCUUGUAGAUGAAAAUGUGGAAUACUCUCACAUUGUAGGAAACAGAGUCAGUAAAGAGAUGGUGAAUGAGGAAGACUUCACAACCGACUUGGCUAACUUGGAGGGCUGGAGGAAAAGAAGAACGGCAUUUCCCGACUCUGACGACGAGGAAGGAACUAGCUUAGGCGGUUCUGGCUCAGAUCAAGAGACACAUCUCUUACAUCAAGUUGCGAAAACUGGAGUACAGUCGGAACGAAGGGUUGAGGGAAAGGAUAUGAAGGCAAUAGUAAUCUACUCAGAACCAGAUGUAAAUCUUGCAGAUCCUUCUCACGAUCAGCUGGAGUCUCUGACCGUACCAAAUCGCCUCCAAACUUCUGAUAAUACGAGCGCUCUCAUGAUCAUAGAUAGCAACACACCUCAGGGACUGCAAAACAUCAAAGUUUUGAAAAAAAAACAACUGCGGAAACCAGUUCAAGCCUUAGCUGUGACGGCUCCAAAAUCUCAUUUCGGCCCCAUCACUGCUGACCAUGAUCACAAACGACGUCGCGGAGUACUCGUUGGAGAUAUUUGGGAUAACAGAUUGAGUUGUCGGCAAUGGGGAGUGCAUUUACCACCUGUAUCUGGCAUAGCAGGGCAAUCUGAAUAUGGAGCUCAGUCUGUUUGCCUCUCAGGUAGUUACGAUGACGAGGACCAUGGAGAUUGGUUCAUAUACAGUGGAAGUGGAGGCAAGGAGUUGAUCCAAUCGGUCAACAGAUCGUCGCCUUAUUACACAAAACAUCAAGUAAAAGAUCAGACGUUUACUAGCUUCAAUGCUUGCUUGAGGUUGAGCUGCAUCGAAGGGCUACCGGUGCGAGUACUAAGGUCUUACAAGUUCAAAAGUUCGCCUUUUGCACCGGAUCCAAAAUCUUUGUGCUAUCGCUAUGAUGGUAUAUACCGAGUCGAAAAAUGCUGGAGGAUCGAAAAAAAAUCGGGUUUGAAGGUGUGCCGAUUUCUCUUUCUGAGAUGUGACAAUGAACCUGCACCUUGGAAGAAAAGCAAAGACAACGUGGAAAAGAAAGUGGAUUUCUUGAAUCCACGGGAAUAUUUUGCAAGACUCAAGUUGGAAGCUGAAUCUAUAUUAGUCAAAGAGCUGGAUGUAUCUUCUGAAUUGACAGAAAGAACUGCUCCACCAGCUUGGGACUGGAAGAAUGACAAGGAAGAAUGGGGAUGGGUGAAAGAUCCUCCAACUAGAACCCGGAAUCGCGUUCUUAAAAUUGCAAGACGGCUUAAUUUUCAAGUCAAAUUCCAAAAACAUUCAAAAUCAUCUCUUGCAUUGAAUGAAGCAAUGUUAUGCUCUUUUUGCAAUGCAACGCAAAAACUAAAUGAUGUUGAGUAUGCAUCAUGUGGCCAUAAGUUUUGUACUGAUUGUCAGAUCAAUAUACAAACUAGGUCAUUGGAAAAUAGAUCACAACAUGUGAUUGACAUGGAAAGUGGGAAAAGAAAAAUCACAUGUCCAAUCCAGAGAUGCAAAGCAAAUUUGACAAAAUUUUUCAGACGACUGGAGAUCAAAAAAAAUUGGCAACUUCAAAAUCUUUCAUCAUCCAUGUUGCAAGUUUCCUGUCUCUCUCAAGACAAUGAUGAUAAGUUUGAAUCAUCAGAUGAUAUUGAGGGAGAUCCUGAUUAUGAACCUAACAUUACGCCUUUAUCUAGUUCUCCAACUUCAAUGUCAUCAGAAGAUUGA
Molecule: messenger RNA, 3300 nt
Organism: Marchantia polymorpha subsp. ruderalis
Lineage: Eukaryota; Viridiplantae; Streptophyta; Marchantiopsida; Marchantiales; Marchantiaceae
Source: the annotation of a GenBank genome assembly